This is a messenger RNA of Aspergillus ruber CBS 135680, 294 nucleotides long. RefSeq lists its product as uncharacterized. Bases 12 to 230 code for a protein of 72 amino acids. The record is from RefSeq and is a predicted model, not a curated record. The transcript has a single exon. Lineage: Eukaryota; Fungi; Ascomycota; Eurotiomycetes; Eurotiales; Aspergillaceae.
CCAAGGACGCAAUGACAUGGAUACUAAAUAUCAUGUCGUUGGUUUCCGUGUUGAUGCUAUUUACCAAUGAAUUAUGCAUGGAUGGAUCUUUCAACAGUCCCGCAGUCAGUAAGUCGAGGGCCGCGCGAUGGGUCUUUAGCAGCCAAUUGUUCUACAUGGCGUAUUAUCACAUGAUUAUCCAUACUCAAGAGUCAAGCACACCCCCGAUGAAGAGAACAGUUUCAUGGUAGAAGCAGUUUUCGCUAUCGACUGUAGAAAAGAUCUGAAUGGGUUCUGUAUUUGACAAUUGUCACG